AUGUGCACCACAAUGGAGAGUGCGUUCUCUGAUAUGGACAGCUCCAGCUGCGACUUUUCCUUUCCUCACACGGAUGAUGAUGAGGAUUCUCGCGGCAGCAUGCAUGUCUCCUCGCCUGCGUCCUCGUUUGCGUCGUCGGGAAACGCACAGGACGCUGGCGAGCUGCAGCAGAAAAAGAAGCGCAGAGGUCGUGCGCGCAGCGACGCCGCUGUUCACGUAGUAAAGAAGAACCGCAGGCUGAAAGCCAAUGACCGCGAGAGGAACCGUAUGCACAACCUGAACGAUGCGCUGGACGCUCUGCGGAGUGUGCUGCCUGCCUUCCCGGACGAUACCAAGCUCACCAAAAUCGAGACUCUACGCUUCGCGCACAACUACAUCUGGGCACUGUCCGAAACCAUCCGCAUCGCGGACCAGCGGGGGAACAAAGCGAGAGACUCCUCACCAGCCGUGAGCUGCAUGACGGAAGUACCGAGCCCGGGGAGCGAUGCGUGCUCAUGGGCAUCAAGCGCCUCCUCUUCAGGCUCUUCUCCAUCCUAUAGCUCUUCUAACCCCGGCAGCCCGGAGGCUAUGGACGAUUAUGGAUUUCUGCAAGCAGAUGUUGUUUACCGCUACCACAGCUACCCUGUCAUUUAUUAA
This is a messenger RNA of Tachysurus vachellii, 636 nucleotides long. RefSeq names its product neurogenin 1 (gene neurog1). The transcript has a single exon. The record is from RefSeq and is a predicted model, not a curated record. Gene Ontology annotation, molecular function: protein dimerization activity. Lineage: Eukaryota; Metazoa; Chordata; Actinopteri; Siluriformes; Bagridae. The coding region runs from base 1 to 636 and encodes 211 amino acids.